Messenger RNA from Plasmodium gonderi, 3327 nucleotides. RefSeq names its product oxidoreductase, aldo/keto reductase domain containing protein. Bases 1 to 3327 code for a protein of 1108 amino acids. The transcript has a single exon. The record is from RefSeq and is a predicted model, not a curated record. Lineage: Eukaryota; Apicomplexa; Aconoidasida; Haemosporida; Plasmodiidae.
AUGAAAACGAAAAAAACUUCGUUCAUAGUUAUUUGUACACUAUUCCUUAUCGAGGAAUUUUGUUGUGUGCAAAAGAAAAGAAUUCCCAACAUUCUAUUUUACCAAACGAAAAAAUGCAUACGAAAUUGUAACAUCCUUAAAAGGAGGAACAACAUUGAGAACGUAAAUUUUCUGAACAAAGUUUCGUCGUCUCAGCUUAAAAAAUUUUACUAUCUUUACCUUCACGGAAAUGUCAUUACUUAUUUUCAACCAAGGGUAUUACAUAGUCGAUGUCAAUCCUAUGGAUCAGCAUCGUUAAGACAUAGUCGCGAGAUAUGGGCCCCUCAUGUGAUAAAAUUGUACGCAACAAGGGGCAGAAGCGUAGGAAACACUGAAAAAAACAUGAAAUGCAAAGAAAAUGAAAAAGAGAUAAAAAGUAAAGUAAAAAGAGAACGGAAACUUAGAAAAGGGAAGAAAACAUCCCCCACUGAAAUUAAAGGUGGGAAUGAUGGGGAAGAUAGGAAAGAGGUUGAAGCGCUCGAGGACAUAUCCAAUUGUGAAAUUUUAGAAGAUGAGGACAAAAAAUUGAAUAAUAAGAAGAAGAGGGGUAAAGCGGCCAAAAGGGAAACAAUGGGAGAAGUAUUAGGGGAAGCCGAAAAGAAAACAAAAGAUAAAUCCAAAGGGAGUACCAAAAAGAGCACCAAAAGGAGUGCCAAAAAGAGCACCAAAAGGAGUGCCAAAGAGGGAGAAGGCACGGAGGGGGGAACCCCGGCUAGCAGAACGGCACCUGUCAAUCGAGCCUCAGAACAAAUGGAAAUUCCAUUUGAAGAACCAAGUGAAGACGAAAUUUACAAAGAGACUGAUGAAUAUUUCAGGAACGAGUUUAUCAUAGAGGAUACAAAAGAUGAUGAAGACAUAAUAGAGGCAAAAAGGGGAAGUCAAAAGGGGAUGAAAUCCAUAGAAACAAAAGAGGAUAAGGAAGGAGACAAUGAACCUGCUGGCAAGGAAAAUCUCAAUCCACAGGAAGAGGAAGAAAAAAUGGAAAGAAAGCGAAAAAUUGAAUUCAUUAAAAGAGUAGAAUUUCUCCUACAGGAAGACGAGAAAAAUGAAAAAUUAUUUGAAGAAAGGGAAGAUAUUGAAAAAUUGCGAUUUGGGGAAAAACCUCCACCUGGAAGUGAAGAAUUAAUGCAAAUGAUUUUAAAAAAUGUUCAUGAUGAAAAUUUUCGAAAACAGAAUGAUACAUGGGAUUUAAAGAAAAAACAUCUUUUUUAUGAACUGUUCAGAAUUAGCAAUUCGAAUAGUUUCAAGACACAUAAAAUAUACACACAUGAUGACUUAAUACAUGGAAUGAAGUACAGAAAAUUGGGAGAAAGUAAUUUAUGUGUAAGUGAAAUUUGCAUAGGGACGAAUAUGUACGAAAAUGAGAAUUUUAUAAGCGCAGAUGAUGUUAAUGUUUUGUUAAAUAUGGCUUUUUAUGAAUAUGGAAUAAAUUUUUUUGAUAUUUGUGAAUAUGAUCCAUUUCCACAUGACCCAAUUAGCUACAAAAAAGGAAAAAAUAAAAAUAUGAAUUUAUUUCUCAAAAAUAAGAAAAGAGAAAAUAUCGUCAUAAAUUUACGAAUGUGUUCAUCAAGAAAUGUGGAUAAAAUUACCAAUGGAGAAUAUUAUUUAAGCUGGAUCAUGGAAGAUCUAAAGGAUGAUGUACCAAAUUUUUACAACAUAGAGGAAAGAUUAGAUAAAAUUCUGAAAAAUUUAAAUACAAAUUAUGUGGAUAUUUUAACCAUCGAUUUACCUGAACGGUAUAUACCCAAUGGUGGAAAAGGGGAAGACACAUACAUAUGGGGUUUUGAAAAUUUGAAUUCUCAACAAAAUGAAGAAAAGAAAGAAAACAUAUUAUCUAUAGAAGAACAGUUUGAUAUAUUAGAGAAAUUAAUUCUUAAAGGAAAAGUUCGACAUAUUGCUGUUUCGAAUGAAUCUGUUUGGGGAGUAUACCAAUGGUGUAAUUUGGCAAAAAAAAAAAAAAAAAAAUAUAUGAAAAUUGUGUGUACACAAAACUUGUACAAUUUAUUACAUCGAAAUGAAGUAGAAUCAUCAGGACUUGUAGAAAUGAUAUUGAAAGAAAAUUAUAAUGUACCGUUAGUACCUUAUGGACUAUUAGCUGGAGGAAUAUUAACAGGGAAAUAUUUAGAUCCAGAGAGAUAUCACACUAUGGGUCCAGAUACCGUACUAGGUGAUGAUCAACUUGAUCAUGAUUUGGAUGAUUCUAGAGGAAAUUUAGCUGAAGAUUAUGGUUAUUUAUCAUAUGGUCCAAGAAAUGGUAGAUGUAACAAGUAUCCCCAUUUGUACAAAUCACAUAGAUGUGUAUGGGCUCAAGAUGCCACUGCAGAAUAUAUGAAAUUAGCUAGAUCUCACGGCAUGUCCCUAGCUCAAUUAAGCUUAAGUUUUGUUUAUAGUAGACCAUUUGUAGCCUCCUCCAUUAUAGGUCCUAGAACGAUAGGACAGUUAAAAGAUUCUGUCCUCUGUCUCAACUAUCCAAUGUAUCAACAUACAGAAUGUGACAUACAUGAAAUAUUUUUGCGAUAUAGAGGGUGCACUAUGGAUGGUAAUACAAUUCUUAAUAGUCUAGAGGAUCCAAACAAAACUAGCCAAACUGCAUUUUACAAAAGUGCAAAUAUACCCAUAUUAAGUGGAGGAACCCACUGGAAUAAUUAUCCUUUACCCUUCUUAAUGAAGAAAUAUGAGUACACAGAUCUGAAAGAAGAACAUGAUAGAAUGAAAUCAACUUUUGGAUUAAAUGACGAACCGAAUGAUUCAAAUUUUAUCAGUUCACGUAUAUGGGUUGAACGAGAAAAAAAAAAGGGAGAAUAUUUUGCACUCAAAGAGAGUGUAUUAUUUGAAUGGGACAAAUAUAAGAUAUACAAGGGAGUAAUGACCAAAUUAAGUGAUAAAGAAAAAUAUAUAUACGAUACAUCUGAUUUUCAUUUUUAUUUCAAAAAUAACACCAUAUCAGUGGUUCCAACUGAUGAAGAAAUAUCGAAUUUUUAUCAAAACAAAGAAAAAAUUAAAAAAAUUAUUAAUCAAACUAUAAAUGAUUGUCAAGAGUUAUAUCAAUAUCAAGAACAGUUAGGUCAAGAUAUGCCAGACAUUUUCAACAAUCUGAAUAUUGAUUUAAUUUAUAAGCAGCUUUUAAACAGACACAAUAUAAAUCCCCUUGAUAAAAACGAGCUAAAUUCCAUAUAUCAAUACAUCAAGUUAACUCCUUCAGAGAUAAAAACUGAGGAUUUCUGGUACAUCUAUAACUAUAAUCCGUUAGACACAUCAUUUGCUGUUCGCACGGGUACCGAGCCGUGA